GGCGAGUAUAUUUGUUUUAACAAAUAUUAUUGUAUAAUCUCGAGGAGAAGAGUUGAAUCUGAGCCAUCCAUCACAAACCUCAUAAAUUCGGCGGGAGGGGAAAAGGAAAAUGAGCCUUUAAAAUCUGUUCCCUCCGCCUCCGGUCUUAUGUGAUAUUAAAAAUUUAUUAAUAAAUAUUUCCUCAUUUCGUUUCCCUCCCUCCCUUCUGUUUCCCUUUCGAUCUUUAUUUUUAAAUAUUUUUUUGAAUCCAAUUUAGGAUAUUAUUAUUAUUAUUCCCAAUUUAUAGUUUUAACCCUUAACUUAUUUCUUUGAGUUUCUGAUACCACUCAACCCAACCACUCGCCAUGGUUAGGGCUGUGAAACGCGAAUCCAUCACCUCUUCUACUAAAACGGUCCCUAAUGACCAAUCUGGUGGCGAGAAAGACCGCAGGGUUCUCCGCUCCCGCUACCUCGCCGUGAAGUCCAAAAUCAGUAAUAAGAGAGACGAUUUAACAGAUGCAAAUUCUGAUAACUUCAGUUCUAUCAUUAAUGAGGUGGAGAGCUUGCAUCAGCUGGUACAGAAACCAAGAGAACAAGUUGCUGAUGCGGAGGCACUUUUGGACAUUACAAGUACGUUAAUGUCCUCCGUCAAGGCACAUGGCACUCAUGGUAUAACUCCUUCAAACUUUGUCAGCAGUCUUCUGAUGAAAUUUGGACGGCGGAGUGGAAUCAUGGAGGAGGAGAUGAACUUGACAUUUUGGAAGGAUGUGGGAGUUGCUGUGUCGGAUGUUUUUAGGAGAGCUCCUGGAUGCUGCACCAUGAUUGGUCCCAUGAACACAGAAAUAAAACUUCGUAAGCCUGCUGUCCGACGCAAACAUGUGAGGCCUACAGAAAGUUCUCGACCAGAAGAGCUUGAUGAUUCUCUUUCAAAAGAGAAAACGGACACUGAUAAGAAUAUGGCAAUCAUGUUCAACAUUCUGAGGAAGCAUAGAAAAGUCGGGCUUGAAAAUCUAAUUUUGAAUAGGAAUUCUUUUGCACAAACAGUAGAAAAUUUAUUUGCUCUGUCAUUUUUAGUUAAAGAUGGGCGUGCCGAAAUUAAAGUGGAUGAGAAAGGCUGCCAUUUUGUUUCACCAAGAAAUGCACCUGCUGCCAAUGCAGUUGCUUCAGGCGAGGUUGCUUAUAGCCAUUUCGUUUUCAGAUUUGAUUUCAAGGACUGGAAGUUGAUGUCAAAUUAUGUUGGUAUUGGAGGGGAGUUGAUGCCACAUAGGUCUCAUGCAAACAGUGCUCAACCAGAACAACCUUCCCAACCAAAUCAACCUACAGAGGAACGACAAUCGACAGCACCAGCACCAUCACCAACACCAACGACACCAAUUCGGAAGUUCACUAGGAAUCGUGGCUUGGUUUUGCAUGAUCAGGCAGUUCUAGAAGAGUCCCCUGAUAGCGAACCAUCAGUUGUGGAAGACUCGCCUGUAUAUGGAGAUGACUUACAAAGAGCUGCUGCCCUCGGAAAAGGGAAGCGUAAGCUGAGGUAAGGAAUAGAGUUACGGGGGAGUUUAGAGGUCUCACCGGCCGAGUAUGCUUCUUUUCUAGCUUACUCCUGGGACAUGCUUUAUGAUUAUGGUUACUUAGCUCUGUAUAUUUGUACAAGUCCUAUUAAAGACUGAUUUUUAUUUUUUGGAUCGUAAAGCAUUGUACUCCGUUGCUGGCUAUUUUACUAGUAAAUUUUGUAAUUGCUUUAGUGAUUCGUGAAAUGAAAAUUAGUGUUGAGGUUUACUCAAUAGUUAA
Humulus lupulus (European hop) is the source of this 1767-nucleotide messenger RNA. RefSeq names its product non-structural maintenance of chromosomes element 4 homolog A. The coding region runs from base 345 to 1514 and encodes 389 amino acids. The transcript has 7 exons. Gene Ontology annotation, cellular component: Smc5-Smc6 complex; nucleus. The record is from RefSeq and is a predicted model, not a curated record. Gene Ontology annotation, biological process: DNA repair. Lineage: Eukaryota; Viridiplantae; Streptophyta; Magnoliopsida; Rosales; Cannabaceae.